UGAGAAGCUGCUCUCCUCCGCUGAGCCGAGGGACACGGGACUAAAGUUCAACAUUUAACCGAGAAAACACGGAGAGUCGACUACUCAGCAAUGAAAUGUAUGUCUCUCAGUGUGCGGUGCACUUUCAACUAAACUCUGGCUGCGAGCAUCCCACGUUAAACACGGUGGAUCUGCUGACACUGGACUCCUUGCUCACUCCUGACAUCCAGUGUCAGCAGCUGGUGCUUUGAAGAUGAUCAACCCUCAGAUAUACCUGCACUAUAACUACACAGGAAAGCUGGACCACCGGCCCAGCGUUGGUGCAAGCCCUGGCACCGUGGACACCAAGACCAUCAUGUUCCUCAUCAUAUGCAGCUUCAUUGUCCUGGAGAACCUCACCGUGCUGGUGGCCAUAUGGAGAAACCACAGGUUCCACAACCGCAUGUACUUCUUCAUUGGCAACCUGGCUCUGUGUGACAUGCUGGCUGGAGUGGCCUACCUGGUCAACCUGCUCCUGUCAGGAGAGAAGACCCUGCAGCUCUCGACUGCUCUCUGGUUUGUCAGAGAGGGAAGCAUGUUUGUAGCACUUGGUGCGUCCAUUUUCAGUCUCCUGGCUAUUGCUAUAGAGCGACACCUGACUAUGAUCAAAAUGAGGCCUUAUGAUGCCAACAAGAACUACAGAGUGUUUCUGCUCAUAGGGACCUGCUGGCUGAUCGCCAUAUGUCUUGGAGCUUUGCCUAUCCUGGGCUGGAACUGCCUGGACAACCUCCCUGAUUGCUCCAUAGUCCUCUCUCUCUAUUCCAAGAAGUAUGUAGCUUUCUGUAUCACAGUUUUCAUGGUUUUACUCUUAGCCAUGUCAGUCCUUUACGCCCGCAUCUACAUCCUGGUGAAGUCCAGCAGCCGAAAGGUGAGCAAGCACAGAAACUCAGAGCACGCGAUGUCCCUUCUGCGCACUGUCAUCAUUGUAGUCGGGGUCUUCAUCGCGUGCUGGACACCCAUCUUCGUCCUGCUCCUGGUGGAUGUGGCAUGUCAGCAGCGUUGUCCCAUCCUUUACAAGGCUGACUGGUUCAUUGGACUAGCUGUGCUCAACUCAGCCAUGAACCCAAUCAUUUACACCCUGGCCAGCCGCGAGAUGAGACGGGCCUUCCUGGGUCUGGUGUGUGCUGUUUGUUACAAGGGGAAGGCCUCUGUGACCGGCAGCGCUAACAGGCAGUCUCUGGAGCCCAGCCGCAGCAGGAGCAAGUCGUGGAGCAGCCAGAACAACCCCAACCAGAACCAUCAGAGCUCCAGGCAGACGGAGCUGGAGAAGGGGCAGGGGACCGGCACGGGCCAUGGCGAGGUCUCAGUGGUGGCAGGAGGGGCUGCUCAGGCCGUCAUUGAGAGUGACAGGAAAGACUAAAUGAUUGGAGCAAGAUAUCUACAGGAGGGAGGUGAGCACUGGUGGACUCAGGAGACCACCUAUUUUGGUGCCCCCAUGCUUGAACAAACACUGCAGAAGUGUCCUUUCAGAUGCCUCUAUGGAGGAUAAAACAUGAGUGCCCUCUAGGGUGACCCUCCAGUGGAGAAAACGCAAUAAAGUGCCCUCCAAGGUGGCCUUAAAAUUAAGAAAAAAUGAUGCAGUGCCACACAGGCUGCGCUGGUGCCCUUUUUAUUCUCAUUUUACCCCUGCCCUUAAGACAGCCUGAGUCCACCACUGAAGGUGAGGGUGAUGCUAUUGUUUAAGCUCACGGGUUUGUGCAGUGGCCAGAAUUGGUGACGAAAAGGAAUUUGAGUUGUGACUGAAUCAGAGUGAAGGAUAUCUUAGACUGCAGGGCAGUGGUUUCUCCUUUGUGCUUGAUAUUGAUAUAUAUAUGCAUCAUCCAUACUUGGGAAGCGCAUUAAAAUGGCCACUCUUGGCAUUAGACUGACUAAUUUAUGAGGCCAAUUUGUUCAACAAGACAAUCAAUAUCACCUCUUUGUGAAGUACAGGUCAUAUUUCAGCAGAGGCCAGUGAGAAACACGUAUCUCCAGAUUUGGUCAUUUUAUGGUUAAAUCGUUUUUAAGAACAUUAAUCAUCUAAAAAACCAUUGGAUCAUCUGAAAAAUAUGCAUCGUCACAAAGCUGGAAAAAGGCAGUUUUUCUUAGCUCAUGCAAAGUGGAUGUUUCAGAGUACGUGGUUUUCACAGGUCAGUGACAGUUUGCAAAUGAAUGGUGCUCUAACCCUCUAAAGAAAAAACAUUUACCUCCGUGGUUACAGAUGUGACCGUCCAAGACAAACAAGACGUGAAAACUCACAUGCGAUGAAUUAAAGUGCAAUUAAUUUACUGCAAAAUGAUGUAAUGAAGAAUGAUUGUAGACAAUUAUUAGUGUAAUGACCAACAAUUAUUUAUUAUUCAGUGUAGUCUGUUCUGUAAUUUUGUAUUUACUCAGCAUUACUACAGUAUACUGUGCAGUUACUGUAAUGAAAACUGCAUUAUAAGUCGUGUAUGUAUAUAAAUGAGAUAAUAGCACAUGCUGAACCAGCUAUUCUUUUCAUUAUAUAAGAAGCCUCAUGUUCAAACUGCAUCCAUUAUCUGUUGUGAAUUAAUGUAGCUCAUGCAGUGCAUUCAACAUCAUUAGUUUUAGAUAAUACCAGGGCUCCACCUGCUGGUUAACAGUGGUAGUACAUGCAAAACAUGCUGCAUGUACAGUGCAGAAUCUUUUCACUGUAUGUUUGUUUAAUAUAAUUAUUCCAGAAGUAGAAAAGCUUGUAUCAACUUAAAAAGCAUGAAGCUGGUAAACUGAAGGAAGAGGCAUGUGAAUGCAGCAUGUGAAAUAGAAAUAGUUUACGACGUGCAGCUAUUUAAAUGAUGCAAAAUAUUAGCUUUGACACAAUAAAAGGUAAAAAACGUGUAAA
This is a messenger RNA of Epinephelus lanceolatus (giant grouper), 2854 nucleotides long. RefSeq names its product sphingosine-1-phosphate receptor 3b (gene s1pr3b). Lineage: Eukaryota; Metazoa; Chordata; Actinopteri; Perciformes; Serranidae. Gene Ontology annotation, biological process: G protein-coupled receptor signaling pathway. Gene Ontology annotation, molecular function: sphingosine-1-phosphate receptor activity. The record is from RefSeq and is a predicted model, not a curated record. Gene Ontology annotation, cellular component: membrane.